UGAAACAUCCACAGGAGAAACUUUAAUACAAGGACUUAGUCUUACUCAAAUCAACAAGUAUCAAAAUGAGACUUGGUAACCAGGCGAAGUACUUCAUCCAUUUUAUGAGAUCUUGUAUUCAGCUUUUCUUUUACUUAGAAAAACCAUCUACAAAAAAAUACAACAGUAGUCAUCUUCACAUGGCCACAAGAAACACAUGUGUAUUUAUCAAUUAAUUGGUUAAAAUUAAUCAGGCAACAAACCAAAAAUACAGACAGUGAGAAAGUCCAGCUCUAAGAGCUCAAGUUCAUUGUGGUACAUCAUUUUGUUAUAAAAUGAUCAAAUUGUACUAUAAUCUCACAAUAAAAGAUUAGCACCAUUUCAAAAUAAAAGAUUAUUAGUUUUUCAAAAGAUGGGGAUUAACACCUGACUGUCCCCUCCACACACCAGUGUGACUGUUCACAGGGUGCCCAGGACUGAGAGUCACCUUGUUACCCUCCUGUCUCCAGUGAGAGGGAGAUUGCUUGUGCUUAACUGGGUGUCGUGUCAGCACCCUAACAAUCUCUGGGCUUUGCCAGCCCUUACGUUCCCUUGCAGGUUAACGGGGGCACCCCAGUCCCCAAGCCCUUUGAAGCAUUCCCUUUGAGUGUUCAGUGUAUGAGGAGCUGAACGCUACGAGUAAUACCAAGUAUGCUGCCCCAAGGGAAUAGGAUACACAUUAGCUUGAAUGAUUCAGCUCCGGUUUAGCUCCUUGUACAAUACCACAAUACUUAGAUAUAAUUUUUUAGUGAAAACAAGAAUAGGUUUAUUUACAAAGAACAGAGAUUCAAAGAUUCAAGUGAGCAGUGAUUAAGGAUAAUGGAAACAGAAGGGUUACAUGUACAACAAAAUCAAUACAUGCUUUCUAGGGAUCUUUAAUAGGCUAACCUCCUGUCUAGAGUCUUAUCUCACACACAGCCCUUUUUGCAAUUCUUCCAAUCAAGGCUGCCUGGAGUCCAGUUUUUGUAAAGGUAAACAUACUGUCCAUUUACUUCCUAGGUGCAGGAUUACAGGGUGCUUUCCUUGUCCCCCAGGUAUAGUCCAGUAAAUCUUUGAGGUGCACCCUCAGAUUAUGCUCUUUUCCCCCUGCUGUUCUUCUUUCUGUUAAAUCUCACAAUUCUUCAUCUGCAUGUAGCUCAAACUGCUGAUUGUAAUGAAAAUUGAGUAAUGUCUCAUUCACAUCAGAUAAACAUACAUCUCUGGUCUGGCAGGAAGCCAGUUUUUCACCUCUACUGCGGAGUAACACCUUGAUACAAACUGUAGGAACAUUUUCAGUACAUAUACAUCACUCCUUAUAUAGUAGCAAUACAUAUACAACAAUAUUUAUAACCAGGGUGACACUGGUUUUCCUUUGAUUCCUUACACAAUAUUCUCUGGUGAACCAGGAUGUACACACCAGAAUCACGAUAUUCUUGUAACCUCCUUUACCAGUUGCCAUUCAGGAGUUCUUAGGGUCACAAUCCCUUACCUCCAAACUCUGCUUCCCUGCCUGUCCCCAUAUAUACACGCCUGUUCCUACAACCAAAGAUCCUCUGUUUCCAAUCCUCAAAUACAUUACUAAUCCCUACAAAUCCAAUGACUCACUUACCUAACCCUCGUUCCUUAAACUGUGCAUACAAACCUAUCCCUGACUUCAACAUCCUCUGCUAUAUCCCUGCAUAGACUACCUAUCCACACUUCAGAGAGCUCCCCCACUUCCAGUCUGCUGCACUCCUGUUCUUCUCCCUACAUAUAUCCAGAAACUGUUCUCCCUUUUCCCUACCUGCGUUCUCCUAUACACUACCUCACCCCAUUCCAGCCAUACAUGGUCCCCCCCAUCAUUUCAGUCCUCCACAGCAUUCAUACAAAGCCCACCAAACCUUUCACUCUCAUUCUUAUCCAUUUCUGCUUCCUUGUCUGUCCCCCACACUGCCCCUUCCCCACUUUCACCUCCAAACAAGGACAAACACAUUUAAUCUGCAGCUGCAGGCACUAACAAAACACUCUGUCUAGUAAACAGCCCCACUCACUUCCUGUGGGAUGGACAAUGAAGCUCUGAAAGUUUUUAGUGUUGUACUCUAGUAAUAGAACGAGCCUUUAAACGAGCUCACCCCUGCCCCCCCCCCCUUUUUAAACUAUUAUUUCUGUCUUUAAAAAGGACUAUUGGACUCCUCAAGGUAAAAUGUUACAUUUAUAGAAUUUGCUUUUUACUGAAAUAUGAUAAGACACUUUUAAAAGGAAGCCCAUUCCAUCUACACACUUGUACCAUCCCAUUAAAAUCCUGACCUGUCCCCCCAAUUCAGCCCUGCCCAAUGCUCUCAAAUAAAGCUUAAUUUUGUUAAAAUCUUUAACUUAUCUAAUCUUCUCUCAAGAGUUUGUAAUCUCUAUUUUGUCAACCAUUCUGUUUAUCAUCUAAUACACCUGCAGAAAUUUAUUCUUAUGUAAUACUAGAUACUCUAUAUCAAGCUAUUCCAACGCAGUGGAAAGGAAAGAAGAGCCACAGGAGGCCGCGGCUGAACAAGGAGCUUUUAAGCCAUCUAAAAACCAAAAGGGACACAUACAGGGAACGGAAGGAGAGGCACAUCACCAAGGAAAGUAUAUAUGGGGUUAGUGCAAGUGUGUAGGGACAAAAAUCAGGAAAGUCAAAGCAAAGAAUGAGUUACAGCUGACAAGAAAUGUUAGAGACAACAAGAAGGGGUUCUUCAAAUAUGUCAGACAAAAAAGAAAGAUCAGGGACAGUGUGGGUCCACUCCUCAGUGGAGACAGUGAGCUGGUAACAGAAGAUGAUAGGAAGGCAGAGCUGCUCAAUGCCUACUUUGCUUCAGCAUUCUCACAAAAAAUAAAGCGACCGGACGACUAGUGAAGAUAUCAGAGACAAUGAAGGGGAAGGGAUGCAGAUCGGGAUAAGUAAAGAACACGUCAGAGAUCUUUUGAACAAGUUGAAAGAAUUCGAAUCAGCAGGGCCUGAUGCUAUUCACCCGAGGGUACUAACGGAAUUGGCUGAAUAAAUCUUGGCGUCACAGGCAAUAUUUACAAACUCCUGGGUGACAAGAGAGGUCCCAGAAGACUGGAGAAGGGCUAAUGUAGUGCCCAUCUUUGAAAAAGGAGGAGCUGGGGAAACUAUUGUCAGUCUGACUUCAAUACUUGGGAACUACUAGAGCAAUGUAUAAAAUAUUCAAUUUGCAAAUACCUGGAGAGUGAAGGGGUAAUCACUAGCAGCCAGCAUGGAUUUACAAAGUACAAAUCAUGCCAAACCGUUUUGCUUUCCUUCUUGACAGGGUAACUGGUUUGGUGGAUGAGGGAUACAGUGGACAUAAUAUACCUGGACUUUGUCAAGGCUUUUGACACAGUCCUACAUCACAUUCUCAUAAGUAAGCUGAAGAAAUGUGGGCUCUGCAGAACUACCAUUGAGUGGAUACAUCAUUGGUUAAAUAAUCGCAAACAAAGAGUAACUAUUAAUGGAAUGAUGUCAGAUUGGAAGGCGGUCUCAAGUGGUGUUCCACAAGGAACUGUUCUGGGUCCGGUGUUGUUUAACAUCUUUAUUAAUUACCUGGAUGUAGGAAGACAACACAUACUGAUCAAAUUUGCAGAUGACACAAAGCUGGGGGGGAGGGGGGUUGUCAACACUCUGGAGGAUACAGCUAAAAAAUUCAGAGGAAUCUUGAUAAAUUGGAGAACAAAAUGAAAUUCAACAAAGACAAAUAUAAGUUGUUACACUUAGGCAAAAAACAAAAACACAGAUACAGAAUGAGGGAUAACUAUCACUGCUGAGAAGCAUCUGGGAGUUGUGGUGUAUUACAACCACAACAUGAGUCAGCAAUGCGAUGCUGUUGCAAAAAAAGCAAAUGCAAUAUUAGCUUGUAUUAACAGACAUAGCAUGCAAGUCAGGGGAGGGGACAGUACCGCUCUGCUUGGCACUGAUUGGACACAGUACUCUAGCUGAGGUCUAAUUUUGGUCACCAAUGUAUAGAAAGGAUAUGAAGAAACCAGGAAGGAUCCAGAGGCGAGCAACAAAGAUGAGCAAAGUGAUAGAAUGCAAGACAUAGGAGCAAAGACUGAAGGAACUGGGUAUAUUUAGUUUGGAAGAGAGGAGAUUAAGGGGGGGACACGAUAACAGUCUUUAGUACAUGAAAGGCUGCCAUAAAAAGAUGGAGAAAAGUUGUUCUCUCUUGCCACAGAGUGCAGGACAAGAAGCUGUGGGUCCAAACUACAGCAUAGCAGAUUUAGAUUAGAUCUCAGGAAAAACUUCCUAAGUGUAAGAGCAGUAGGACAAUAGAACAGACUGCCUAGGGACGUUGUGGAGGCUUCUUCUCUGGAGGUUUUCAAAAUGUGUCUGGACAGCCAUCUGUCUUGGAUGGUUUCAACCAGGGGUUCUCAAACUUCUUUGCAUGACAACCCGCUUCUGACAACAAAAAUUACUAUACAACCCCAGGAGGGGGAACUGAAGCCUGAGCCCGCCUGAGCCCUGCCGCCCCAGGCAGGGUGACCUUGGGCAGCAGGCGGCUUUCCCCCCGCCAAAGCCCCACUGCUCUUGGUGGGGGGAAAGCCGAAUCCCAACGGCUUUAGCCUCAGAUGGGGAGCCUGUAACCUGAGGGCCCCCCCCCCGCCACACACACUCAGAGCUGAAGUCCUUGGGCUUUGGCCCCGAGCAGUGGGGCUCGGGCUUCAGCCUUGGGCCCCAGCAAGGCUAAUUUCAGCCCUUGGCAAUCCCAUUAAAAUGGGGUCCCGACGUACAGUUUGAGAACUGCUGGUUUAGACACAACAAAUCCUGCAUCUUGGAAGGGGGUUAGACUAGAUCAGUGGUUCUCAAACUUUUGUACUGCUGACCCCUUUCAGACAGCAAGCCUCUGAGUGCAACCCUCCACUAUAAAUUUAAAACACUUUUUAAUAUAUUUAACAUCAUUAUAAAUGCUGGAGGCAAAGCAAGGUUUGGGGUGGAGAAUGACAGCUCACGACCCCCCAUGUAAUAAGUUCGCAGCCCCCUGAGAGGUCCCAACCCCCUGUUUGAGAACCCCUGGACUAUAUGACCCCUGCAGUCCCUUUUAACCCAAUGAUUCUAUAUACUUAAUGCACCUUUUUCCACAGUUAAUGAAAUUAUUCACGUGUAAAGUUAAGUGCAUGUACAUUUUCAGUAUUGGGGCCUCACUUAGGCCAUGUCUACACUAGCACUUAUGUAAGCAAAACUUUUGUCAUUCAGGGGUGUGAAAAAAAACACCCCCGAAUAACAAAUUUUGCCAGCAUAAGCACUCACCUCCACAGCACUAUGUCACUGGGAGAUGCUCUCCCACCAACAAAGCUACUGCUGCUCAUUGAGCUGGGUUUACUAUGUUGAUGGGAGAGAUCUCUCCCAUCAACAAUGGUGUCCGGGUAAGUCUACACCUAAGACUUAUUCACACUUAAUGUCACAGCAGCACAGCUACAAGUGCUUCAGUACAGACACUACCUACAACACCAACAGGAGAAUCCCUCCCAUCCUCAUAGGUAACCCACCGGCCUGAGAGGUGGUAGCUAGGUUGAUGGACAAAGUCGUCAGUUGACCUAGUACUGGCUACACAAAGUUAGGUCAUCUUAGCUAUAUCUCACAGGGGUAUGGACCUCUGACAGACUUAGCUAUGCCAAUAUAAGUUCUCAGUGUAGACCAGCCCUUAUCCUGUACUGUACGCUCUCCUGUUUAACUACAUGCUGCUACUGUAUCUUGACUUUUUAGCAUUUAAUUUGGUUUUAUAUUAAAUAUCAUCAUACUUAUAGGACAAUCACUUAUCUAAGUGAUCAGAGUAACCCUACUUUGCAAAUCCAAGCCACUGAAUAAGCUCCCUGUUAAUAAAUAAAGGAGGUGUAUACCUAUUUUUAAAGAAAUUACAGUUAUAUCAUAGCACAUGAAAACAGCCACCUAACUUGAAGAGGAGCUCUGUGUAGUUCGAAAGCUUGUCUCUCUCACCAACAACAGCCGGUCCAAUUAAAGCUGUUACCUCACCCACCUUGCCUCUCUCAUGUCCUGGGACGGACAUGGCUACAAACAACGCCACACAUAACCUUGCUGUAACCCUCGUCCCCUCUCUCCCCCACCGUCAGCAGUAAAAAAGUGGGGCUUUUUCCUUAUCUCACAAGCCAGGCCCCGGCCCUAGCGCGGUACGAGGCAACAGAUCCAGGCUCAGGUAGAAGGCCAGGGCUGGCUCUGCGUUGCCCAGUGCCAGCGUCCGCGGUCACAGCAGGCCCCGAAUCACAUCAAAGCCCGGUCCCGCGGCAGAGGGCCGCGCCCCCGCGGUUGCGCUGGACACGCCAGCGAGGACCGGACACGCCCCGCGCGGCUGGGGGCGGGGCUGAGCUGAGCCCAGCUUCAGCGUGCCCGGGCUGCCGGCGCUUCCCCUGCUGGAGCCACCCGCAGCCUGGCUCUGCUGGUGGUGGCGGCGGCGGCUCGGCUGCGGCUCCUGCCUACUGGCCCCUCCCCCAUUCACUGAGGGAGCGGGCCCCGCCACAAGGGAGGCGGCAGGAGGGGCUCGCACUCACCGCACCGGCCGCGGCUCUCAGCGCGCGCGAACACCCAGGCGCACGCGCCGAUCCCUCCGUCAAUCACAGGCAGCUUCACCACUCCCGAUCCCGCCGUCGGACCCAACACCGCGCGUGCGCAUCAAUUCGGCGGCUCCGCCCUGUGGGUCAAAGUCACGCGUAAGCGCGUUUUCAGACCGUCCUCUCGGCAGCCGCUUUUAAACCGCAAUGUCGCCGAAACGGCGCGCGGCCAUGUGUAAAAGUUUUCCUCGCACUUUAAAGACAUGGACAGUUUUGUUGAACAACUGAAAAGGGCGACAGAGGAAGAGUUUACAGAAGAGUCUGCAUGGGAUGGGUCUGCAGUAAACACCACAAGCAGUUUACUUCCGGCUCUCUAUUUACCUUUACUCCCACGGUACCUUCUGCAUCCAACAACCAGAGGUCGAAAGUCAACAGAAUUUCAGGAGACUAAGAAAGCUUGUUUAAAUUACAUUCAGGAUGCCCUGCUACAACACCAAUGGCAGAGGGCUGCAGAAUUCAUGACUAACUAUUUGGAAACAUUGGAGAAUACUUCUGCUGAAAAACGGAUGGCUGCCCCAGAGGUGAUUUGGAGAAUAGGAACUGAAAUUUUGUGCCAUCAUUCCAAGAGCAGCAUUGAAGAGUUCAACUAUUUUGCUGAGCGGAUGAAAAAUCUAGGAGUGAAAAAGUAUUUAGGGGUCUGUUUAGAGCAUGUCUUUCACCUCCUGUGUAAUGGACUGAUAGAUGAUGCCUACCAAAACCUGUCCCUGGCAGAAGGCUGGAGGUAUGGAGAACAAACAAUUGCUCAGGAUAAAGAAUUGAAACUCAUUCAAGCUUACAAGGGGCUGCUGGACUACUAUAAUUGGGCCAAAAAAAGAAAAGCUGUGUUAGAGCUUGAUGGUGAUUUUGCAGACUCUGUUGAACAGGAAAUGCACAGUUUCUUUCGGCAGGCAGCAGUGAAUCUCAAGGAGAUAAUUAAAAUACCUGGAGUUUGGGACCCUUUUGUGAAGUGCUAUGUGGACCUAUUGGAAUUCUAUGAGGAUUAUGAUGAAGUCCGGCAGGUGUUAAGCGAGUAUGCUUACAACCCGAAGUUUCCUCCCAAUCCCAAUGCUCAUGUUUAUUACUAUCAGUUCCUAAAGAGACGUGGUGAAUCAAAGAAGACACUGAUGUCUGUGCUCAAGAUUUUGCACGAGAUUGUUCCCUCUCAUGAAUUAAUGUUAGACUAUAAUGCCAUGCUUCAAAAAUCAAAAAAAAGAAAACACCAUAGACUGGGGCUGGAGAUUAUUUUCACACUCCUGGAUUUUGCUGGGUGGAAGGAGCAUGUAAAAGCUUGGAGCUGUUUAGCAAAACAGAUCUUGGAGAACUCUAGCAAGCAUCUUGACUGGGUCAGGGAGGAGUGGAACUCCAGAAAGGACUGGUGGCCAGCCUUCCACUUUAGCCACUACUUGGCGAAAAGAAAUUGGCAGGAAAAUGAAAGUCUUGCUUGUGAAAAAGCAUUGGUGGCUGGAAUCUUGUUGGGAAAAGAUUGCAAAUACUUCAGAUAUGUUUCACAUGAAGGCUGCAAAGCCAAGAAGGAAAAGUUUCGGACAAUGAAGAAAUUUGUGAAGAAACACAGCUCUACCCAUUUGAGAGCAUCUGGUGUUUUGGAUUCCUGCACGCAUCUUUGAUGUUUACAAGAUGUCUUUAAGGGCCUCGGGCAUCGAUGGGACUUUGAAAUAACGGGAGAUAAACGAGAAGCGGAAAGAAAGAGAGCAAAAACACCAACUGAACCUGCUAGAGAAGCAGAACGAGAACCCACCAACACCAGCGAUUUCCGUCACGCCAAAAAUCCACAGUUGGGACCAUUUAUGUCCUGCAUACAAUGAGGCAGAUGAUAUUGCUGAAUAUCUGGUCACCUUUGAAAGGCUUUAUGCAGUGCACGAAAUCCCUCAUGCCAAGAGAGUUCCUACCCUGAUUGCAAAAUUAACUGGUAAAGCUCUGAGUGUAUUCAGUGAAAUGCCUAUUGAGGAUGUUUUAGACUACUGUAAAUUCAAAAACAGUUUUACAAAGGUUUCAGAUUACACCUGAAACAUAGAGUUAAAUUUUAGGGACCUUAAGAGGGAUAUUGGUAUGGAGUAAUGGGGAAUAUGUGAACAAAAUGAAAGAAUGGAUGGGAAAAUGGGUGAGGGGCAAACGUGUUCCAACAUUCCCUCAAAGCUUGUAUCUUGCUGCUCAAGAGCAUUUCCUAGGUAUAUGUAAGGUGGAUGUAAAGCAGUAUCUAUGGGACAAAGAUGUAAAGUCUGUGGAUGAGAUGGCAUCUCUAGCUGUUGCCUUUGAACAGACCCAGCCAUCUAUUGAAAACAAACCACUGAAAGAGGUGUUUAAAGCUGGUGGGACGGGAAGAUCCCAUUUUAUUCCUAGCAACAAAGAGGGUGGCUGGGAUGCUGGGUACUCACCUCCCCCAGAUCAUUCCUCUAACCCUCAUCCCAAAUCUCCUGUAAAAGCAGAAGAGCCCAAAAGGUGCGAUCAGUGUAAUUCACUGAUCAUCUGAGGAAUAAAUGCCCUGUGCUCAGAGGAAGCAGGCAAUGAAUAGCUCAUGUUAGUUCUGCUGUUCUCAACACAGAACCCCUUUCCCCUCCCCCCCAAGCAAUUGAAACCUAUCAUACUGGUUUUGUGAGAUUAGCCUCUGCAGAACCAGAUAUGGAGCACGUUAAGGUUGUCAGAAUUAAUGGCAGGGAGUACUUGGGGCAGAAGGAUACAGGACCCCGGAUUUCUCUGGUUAAGCAGAGUGUGGUCCCAAAGGCUAGUAUAUUACCUGGCCAAAUGGCAGAGAUUGUGGGGGUGGGCAAAAGCAGAUUUCUCGUACCACUAGCUAAAUCCAUGUGGUGUGGGAAGGUUUGGAAAGUGUUUUGACUGUGGGGAUAAUUGUCAACUAGGAAGUGUCCCUGUUUUUUGGUCAUGAUUUUUUUUGUGUAGCUCAGGUUAAAGUAUUUGCCUGUGGCGGGAGGGAGUCUUAUGCUGGGACCUCCGAGGGAAAGGAUAAGGUCUCAAACUGCUGAGGGAAUGGGGGGGGCUCCUUGAUUCCUCUACAGCAGGGGGAAGCCACAUGCUUCCAGGUGUGGGUGUGGUUGAGCCCAGCUCCUGCACUGUAUCUGGAGGCAACACCACAUCAGGAAGGGAUGAGGGGUGUAAUGCCUGUCAGGGAGAGAAUUGUCCCAGUUGUUAGCUGCCAGCAGUGCAGCUCCAAUGCCUGUGAUAGCGGAGGAGUUGAGACCAGGAAAUUGCCAGGUGGUGGUUUGUGAGAAUGCAAAUGACCCAACUGGCAGAGAAGGGGGUGUCUUCCCCCAGGCUGGUGAGACACAGAGCAGUUAUGGGAAAGCUGCUGUAAAAAGGUGCAUCUGAUCAAAGGGUAAACAAACCUAGCACAGAUCACAGCCCUCUAGGGGGCAGGGAAGAACUCAGUGCUGGGAGAGGGAAACACAGAGUAACCUCAAAAAGGAACUGGAUUUUUUGCAUAUGUACAGUCCUGGGCUUGAAAGACAGCUCCCCAAAGAGCCAGCCAAUAUACAGGAUCCCCCUAAAUUCCUGUCUUGUCAGACCCUGAGGUACCAAAAUCCCAGAAACAUGAUUAAAGUAAGAAACCAGGCAGAGGGGGCCACUGGAGGGAAAGAAAAGCCAGUAAUUGAUUACAUGGGAGAGAGUCAAAGGACACCAUGGGUAAUGAACAAACCAACCUCAAAUCAGACUCUCUGAACAAAGGGUGUGGUAUGAUACUUGUAAACACCCUUUUGUGAUAAAAAUUUUGGUAUUAAUGUUAAGUAUUGGGAUAAGAAUUUUGAUACUGAUGUUAAACCUUAUGCUAAUGCUACUUCUCAGUUAAUAUAUGUAAACAGACUUAAAGCUUAUCACAGCAGAGAAACCAUAAUAAACCUGGUUUGCUGUGUAAAGGGGAAACUGAGGCAUGUCGCCUCAUGGCCUUGAUGGCUGGAUGCCAAAAGAAGUAUAACACAAACUGCCUUCGAGAUAGUCAGUGGCUAUCCCCCUUGCAGUAAACUAAGGGGGGAGGUGUGACAUACUGUACCUUGGAGGAGCGUCUUGUAACUUCCAUAUUCCUCAUUUUUAUAUCAUUGUGAUCUUACAUAUAAAGCAUGCCUUGUAAGGUAUCAGGGGAAAGGCUAUGAUCUUCUGAAAGUCAUUUCUUUACCCAUAUAUGUAUAUCAUUAAUGCAUAUGAAGUUAUGAGAAUUGUGUUGUAUGGUUGUCACUAAAAUAUGCUGCAAAUUGGGGAAUCAGCCAGAUAUUAGCUCCCCAGAGGCAACAGCAAGGAAAGUAACCAACGCCCAAGCGUGGUAUCAAACAACCCAUCAACAGCCAUUGUCUAGCAAGGGAGCUACAAUGCAAUGACUCACCUGCAUGAGGCCACCCCAGGGGAAUUGCUCAACCUUGCCUGGAGUCUCAGAAAUGCCCCUAGGCAUGCCCAGACUUGUGCUCCCCAAGCACACAGGACAGAGGGUAUAAAACAGACACAGUGCCCACAUGCUGGGCCUUUCUCCUUUACCCAUCUACGCUGCAAGCAAGAAGGACGCUCUGAAGACUUGAACGGAAGGGACUGGCCCAGAUUUCAAGGGUGAAAUCUGUGUACUAUGAACUGCAAUAUCCAGUGGGGUGAGAAAAAUUGCUUAAUCUAGUUGUUGCCCAGUCUAAUAGGGAUGAGAAUUUAGACUGCAUGCUUAUUUUUUAUUUCUUUUGGUAACUAACUCUGACUCUUUGCCUAUCACUUAAAAAUCUAUCUUUUGUAGUCAAUAAAUUUAACUGUUUAUCUUUACCAGUAAGUUUGUAUGAUGUGUGUGGCAAAUCUGCUCGGGUUUUGCAAAAGCUGGUGUAUAGCCACUUUCCAUUGAUGGAAGUGGUGAACCUAUUAAUAAAUCUGCAUUGCUUGUCUUGAA
Molecule: messenger RNA, 11425 nt
Organism: Chelonia mydas (Green sea turtle)
Lineage: Eukaryota; Metazoa; Chordata; Testudines; Cheloniidae
Gene: TAF1A
Product: TATA-box binding protein associated factor, RNA polymerase I subunit A
Exons: 12
Coding region: 6768-8168 (466 amino acids)
Biological process (GO): transcription by RNA polymerase I
Cellular component (GO): RNA polymerase I transcription regulator complex
Source: RefSeq, a predicted model, not a curated record